Molecule: messenger RNA, 948 nt
Organism: Leptonychotes weddellii (Weddell seal)
Lineage: Eukaryota; Metazoa; Chordata; Mammalia; Carnivora; Phocidae
Product: olfactory receptor 52A1-like
Biological process (GO): G protein-coupled receptor signaling pathway
Cellular component (GO): plasma membrane
Molecular function (GO): G protein-coupled receptor activity; olfactory receptor activity
Source: RefSeq, a predicted model, not a curated record
AUGGGAUCUACAAACAUAUCAUAUCUGAACCCACAAAUAGUGACCCUGGUUGGGAUCCCUGGACUAGAACAUGUGCAGUUUUGGAUCGGAUUUCCCUUCCUUGGAGUGUGCCUGGUGGCUCUGCUGGGGAACAUCUUCUUGUUAAUCAUCAUCCCUACAGAACGCCAUCUUCACCAACCCUUGUACAUCUUCCUAGCAGUUUUGGCAGCCACUGACCUAGGUCUCUGUGUAGCCAUUGCUCCCAAGAUGUUGGCCAUCUUCUGGUUUGGCUCCUGCUCCAUGGCUUUCGAUGCUUGCCUCACUCAGCUCUUCUUCAUCCAUGCCUUGCAGGGCAUGGAAUCUGGUAUCCUGUUGGCCAUGGCCUUUGACCACUACAUUGCCAUCUGUAAUCCUUUGAGGCACACAUCCAUCCUUACACCUCUCUUUCUAGUUCAAAUGGUAUUGAUGGUGGCCAUCCGGGCAAUGGUGCUUGUUGGAAUUUUACCCAUUCUACUUAAACGCUUGCAACUUUUCCAGUCUGUGAUUAUUUUUCAUUCCUACUGUGAACACAUGGCAGUUGUGAAGCUGGCUGCAGAAGAUGUCCAUAAAAGAUCAUAUGGGCUCUUUGUGGCCUUUGCAAUUCUAGGUUUUGAUAUGAUCUUUGUCUUCAUCUCCUACAUUCUGAUUUUUCAGGCUGUUUUUCAUCUUCCCCAGAAGGAGGCAAGACUCAAAGCAUUCAAUACAUGUACUGCCCAUAUUGCUGUCUUCCUGGAGUUUUAUAUCCUUGCCUUUUUUUCCUUCUUCAGCCACCGCUUUGGACAUGUAUCACCCUAUGUUCAUAUCCUCUUGUCUACCAUCUAUCUGCUUGUGCCCCCUGCCCUUAACCCCAUUAUCUAUGGUGUGAAGACCAAGGAGAUCCACAUGAGGGUUGUUCAGAUUUGUAUUCUGAAGCCUGACACUAAGCAGUGA